AUGUAUCGUUUUUUGAUUCUUGUCUCUCUCGUUGGUAUUGCUAUUGCAACUGCACCUAAACCAUGCUGUACACCAAAGCAAUGGGAAGGUGUUGUUGAAGCAGCCGGCAUGAAGGUAGUUGGAAGCGGAAAAACUGCUAUGAACUCGACCUUUCGCGUUUUGAUACAUGCUUCAUAUGAUUACCAAAAUAGCAAGAUUAGAAUUGAUGAGGACGUAUAUCCAACUGGUGGUAAGAAAGUCCGUGUUACAAUCAUCGGCGACUUUAAGAAAGCAAAGAAGGUCUAUACUGUUUACAACGGCAAGUGCACCUCAGUUUCCACCAAAUCACCAAUGCCCGAGGCCUGUGUUCCUAAGAACGCUAGUUUCUAUAUGGGAGGUACGGUUGGAGCUACAUUAAAGUAUAAUACCUUCGCUUAUUCCAAAAAAGAUGGAUCUUUGGGAGCGAUAAUUGAUGUAUCUGCAACGGGUUGCAUUCCAAUUGCCGAAUUAGCUUUCCAGAAAGCAAAGAUACAGAGUAAAGCUAAUACCGAAUAUAUUGCAGCUUGGUUCAAGAACAUUACUGCAGGAAUCAAAGACUCCUCAGUUUUCGACAAGCCGAAAGAAUGCAAGUCUAGUAAAGAUUUGGAAAAUGUCGUUGUUGACUUUGAUUACUUGAAGUACUUCCAGUCUCGUCUCUUUACGGUAUCUAGAGAAAAUAAGAUGUACUUACAGGAAUCCAUUGAAGAUCUCUUCCGAAAAGACUCCGUUAGACGCUUGCAUGAAACAUUCCUAUUUUAGGCUGUCAUAAACAAUACUUGUACUAACAGCAAAGUAGAUCAGCUCGGAUGAUGAAUCAUAUCUACAUAUACUAUACAAGGCUACUCGAUUCGGUGUGUAAUACCUAUAUCUCCAAAAUAGCUUACCUGUACAACCUAGACGUCCAGAAUAAUCUAAUUGUAAUGUAGUGUAGCAUUUGUAGGCCGUUGUGAUAUGAGUAAUAAGAUGCUAUCAUCAUCAUAUGUUCAACAUUGCUGUAUAAAUGUCAGCUACGAGAUAUAUCAGCGCUGAAGUAUUUUUAACAUGUGUGUCUAUGAGUCCCUAUUAUAAUUAUUAGACUGUAGAUAAUUUUAAAUAUAAGAGAUAUGGG
Molecule: messenger RNA, 1126 nt
Organism: Trichoplax adhaerens
Lineage: Eukaryota; Metazoa; Placozoa; Uniplacotomia; Trichoplacea; Trichoplacidae
Exons: 1
Coding region: 1-777 (258 amino acids)
Biological process (GO): cell-matrix adhesion
Cellular component (GO): extracellular region; lysosome
Molecular function (GO): calcium ion binding
Source: RefSeq, a predicted model, not a curated record